Molecule: messenger RNA, 1209 nt
Organism: Verticillium alfalfae VaMs.102
Lineage: Eukaryota; Fungi; Ascomycota; Sordariomycetes; Glomerellales; Plectosphaerellaceae
Product: 2-methylcitrate dehydratase
Exons: 1
Coding region: 1-1209 (402 amino acids)
Cellular component (GO): mitochondrion
Molecular function (GO): 2 iron, 2 sulfur cluster binding; 2-methylcitrate dehydratase activity
Source: RefSeq, a predicted model, not a curated record
AUGAUCCGCUGGCUCGACUACAACGACUGCUGGCUCGCGGCCGAGUGGGGUCACCCCUCGGACAACCUGGGCGCCAUCCUCGCCGUUGCCGACUGGAUCACGCGCACCAACAAGGCCGGCGGCAACCUCGCCAACGGCAAGCAGUUCACCAUCCGCGACGUGCUCGAGGCCAUGAUCAAGGCCCACGAGAUCCAGGGCUGCCUGGCGCUGCUCAACUCGUACAACAAGGUCGGCCUCGACCACGUCGUGCUCGUCAAGGUGGCCAGCACGGCCGUCGUGUCCAAGAUGCUCGGCCUCAGCGAGAAGCAGAUUGCCGACGCCGUCACCCAGGCCUGGGUCGACGGCCAGAGCCUGCGCACCUACCGCCACUCGCCCAACACCAUGUCGCGCAAGUCGUGGGCGGCCGGCGACGCCUGCCAGCGCGCCGUCAACCUCGCGCUCAAGGUGCUCAAGGGCGAGCAGGGCGUGCCGACGGUGCUGUCGGCGCCCGUCUGGGGGUUCUACGACGUCCUCUUCAAGGGCAAGAAGUUUGAGUUCCAGCGCCCCUACGGCAGCUACGUCAUGGAGAACGUCCUCUUCAAGGUCUCGUACCCCGCCGAGUUCCACUCGCAGACGGCCGUCGAGGCGUCGGAGAAGAUCUACGGCCAGCUCAAGGCCCUCGGCAAGUCGGCCGCCGACAUCAAGGGCAUCACGUGUCGCACCCACGAGGCCUGCAUCCGCAUCAUCGACAAGCAGUUCAAGCCCAUGGACAACUUUGCCGACCGCGACCACUGCAUCCAGUACAUGUGCUCCGUCAUGCUCGUCUUUGGCCGCCUCGAGGCCACCGACUACCCCGACGGCAGCGAGGCCGCCACGUCCGAGAUGGUCGAGUCACUGCGCAAGCGCUUCAAGUGCGUCGAGGACCCCCAGUUCACCAAGGACUACCACGACCCCGCCCUGCGCACCAUCUCCAACGCCCUGACCGUCGAGCUCAACGACGGCACCGUGCUCGAGAAGGUCGUCGUCGAGGCGCCCCUCGGCCACCGCCUGCGUCGCGAGGAGGCCAAGCCCGAGAUUCUCAAGAAGUACCAGAGGCACCUGGUCGCCCACUUCAGCGAGAACAAGGUCAAGCAGCUCGUCGAGCUCGGCCUCGACCAGCAGAAGCUCGAGUCGACGCCGGUCGACGAGUACGUUGAUCUGUACGUCAGCAAGGACAGCAAGUUCAUCUAA